ACCGGGCCCGAGCCCGCGCACGAGCCCGACCCCGCCCGGCCCCCGUCCUUGGCGGCGCUCGCUGCCGCGCACGGGGCUCGAAAGAUGGAGGACUACGGGCGAUUCUUGGCGCUGCUGGCCUCUACGCUGCUGGUCGGCUUCGUGUCGGUCAUUCUCUCCCUGGUCUGGGUCUUGCACUACCGCGAAGGGCUGAGCUGGGACGGCAGCCUGGGGGAAUUCAACUGGCACCCCGUCCUCAUCAUCACGGGCUUCGUCUUCAUCCAGGGCAUCGCUAUUAUUGUGUACAGAUUGCCCUGGACCUGGAAGUGCAGCAAACUCCUAAUGAAAUUCAUACAUGCUGGAUUAAAUACCAUAGCUAUGAUUCUUGCAAUUGUUUCUAUGGUAGCCGUGUUUGAAUUCCACAAUGCCAAGAACAUUCCUAACAUGUACAGUCUGCACAGCUGGAUUGGGCUGACUGCUGUUAUAUUUUAUUCUCUCCAGCUGUUCUUGGGUUUCGCUGUCUUUCUGCUCCCGUUUGCUCCAGUUCAUCUCCGUGCAGCUCUCAUGCCAAUACACGUUUAUUCGGGUCUUACCAUCUUUGCAACAGUGAUUGCAACAGCUCUCAUGGGAAUCACAGAAAAGCUUAUAUUUGCAUUGAAAAAUCCUGCAUACAGUGCAUCCCCACCAGAAGCAACUUUGGUCAACUGUCUUGGUCUUUUGCUUGUCAUAUUUGGUUCACUUAUUUUGUGGAUGGCAAGCAGGCCCCACUGGAAGCGGCCCCCAGCAGAGAAUGCUAAAAUUCUGAGGCCCAUUGGAGCAACUCCUGAUGGCACAGAAGUAGAAUCCACACUGACAAAGCAUAGUAACGCAGAUAAAUCUGAUCUGAGGAGCAAUACUGAAGCAGCCAGAAAACAAAACAUCAAAUUUGAUGAAGCGGGACAAAGAUCAACUAUGUAAAGAAAAUACACAGAAUAAAAGUACUAUUAUACCACCAAAUUCCCCCUGGUUUGUGGAUGACUGGAACCAGCCUCACAUUGGUGUAUUUUUCCACUGUAGAAAAUACCUGCUUUUAAUGUGGAAUUCAGGUAUGACAGAAGAAACACUAACCUGAACUACUAAACUAUUGUGUGAGCACUCCUCCAGUCCCACUAUGUGCAAUGAAUCAAACAGUGAAGCAUGACAGGGGAAGUGAAUAAACGAGCUCGCUUGCGGUAAUUUACUAUGCAGCUUUCUAUACUGCACUCACACAGGCAACAGCAUUUUAAAUUGUUAUGUAUUGGCCUGUUACUGGGUCUCAUCCACCUGUGAAAAUGAGCUCAUUCAAUCCUUGCAUAGUACUAACUCACAUAAUAAAAGCAUAUGUUUGUAUGGAAGGUAGUCAGUUGCCUAGGGAUUGUUCUGGAAGAAAGUAACUGUACAGCGUACUGGAAAAAACACAGAAUCUAUGACUUCUUUUGUUACAGCACUGAGUUGAAUGUAUUGAAAUGAACAGCUUUUAGGUGGUUGGUUCUAUAUGCUGUUAAAUAACCAGCAUGCCUUCUGGUCUCCAUUGUAUUCCAUGUACUGUUCAAGGGAAAUGCUACUUGAAAAAAGAAUGGUGGCAUUUCUUUACUUCUCUAUUCUUAUGAAAUGCAAGGUACAAGUAACACCAAGGUUGUUCAAGUACAAGUAACACCAAGGUUCAAACCCCAUAUGGGCCAUUUGCUUAAGAGUUGGACUCGAUGAUCCUUCUGGGUGCCUUCCAAUUCCGACCAUUCUGUGAUUCUGUGGUAUAAAACUAACUGAAAAUCAAGGAUUAGAAACCUUUUGCCAGGGGCCUCCCAAAACAUAAUUUUAGUUUUUAACUUAGAGGUUAAACAUGAUAGUAGAAACUCUGCGGAAGCUGGAAGACUCAAUUUGGGGAAUUUAUAAUCAGUGAUAAUUCAUGUGCAUAAACUGUGGGAUUCUGGCUGCUGAUCCUUGGAAGGUCCCCAUGAGAUGUAGUAGCUGUGAGCUCCUAAACCUUGAUCAACCUUGGUGUGUGCAAUUUAAAACUGACAAAACAUACUAUAGACUUCUGGCUUAAUUCUAAAUUGAUUAAAAAGGCCUCUAAGUAUCCUUGCAAAAAAAUGAGGCUAGUUCAAUGCUAAAUAAAAAUGCACAGGUGUUUGCAGAGUAAUAGUCCUAAACCUGCUCCUCAAAGUGGUUUUCCAUUAAUUUUCCUUUCAUGCAAAUUUUCUUACCUGUAUUUAUGAGUAACAUAAAUACAGUAGCAACACAGAAAAUUAAAAAAGUGUAUGGAGGUAUGGAAGGUAGUACUCCAGCUUUUUCAUGGGCAUUUUUCCGCAUGUUUGGAAAUCAUCUACAUAGUUGUUUUUAGAGGAAAAUGAUUGUAGAGCUUACAUUCCAAGUUUGGAUUCCUAUAAAAAACCAGGAAGUUACAAAACGUAACACUGAAAGCGCUAUCUUCUUAAGAUGCCUAUAUUUACAUGCUGUCAUACGGUAUUAUGCACAGAAGCAGAAGAGUGUUUUUUCCAACAUUAAGGAACUGAGAAAUGAUGAUGCAAUUAGAUUCUAAAAUUGAAUGUAAUUACAUGUGUACUUCUUACUACAUGUAACCAAGAAUAUUGCAUAUGAUAAUGUAAAUAUGGAUUGCUUGUUUACAUGGAUAUUUUAUUGAGUGAUUAAGAGAUAUUGCCAAAUAUUUUCUAUUUCAGAAGUGUCUUUCUUUUGCUUUUAUUUCAGAAAAUUCCUUCCUCUGUUUUUAACAGUUCAUAAGAACCUAAAAACUUAUUUUAUUAUCCAAAGUUCUUAUUUGUAGAUGAGAGCAAAUAUUUAAUUAUAAUGUCUGUUUUCCUUAUUCUUUUUUAUAUAUUAAUAA
Vidua macroura (Pin-tailed whydah) is the source of this 2839-nucleotide messenger RNA. Its product is annotated as plasma membrane ascorbate-dependent reductase CYBRD1. The transcript is spliced from 5 exons. Gene Ontology annotation, molecular function: oxidoreductase activity. Lineage: Eukaryota; Metazoa; Chordata; Aves; Passeriformes; Viduidae. The record is from RefSeq and is a predicted model, not a curated record. Gene Ontology annotation, cellular component: lysosomal membrane. The coding region runs from base 85 to 936 and encodes 283 amino acids.